ACGAAAAGUAGAUCCUUCGGCCGAAACCCGAAAGAAGGGUGCACAUUCAAUGCAAACGGAUUUGGCUGUAAAACAAAGACUGUUUUAUCUGUGACUUGUAGUCGUAGAUAUAAAAAAUUAAAAUCCUAGUCAAACAGCCAAAUUAAUUAAUCGGACAAACCUUGUUUCUUGGCAUCCAAGACUUCGUGAAAUUAAUCAAAACCCAACAGAGUUCCAAAUCCCGAACUACUCCCUCUUUUCUACGGUCGAAAUCUCUUUUCUUCUUGGCAUUCCUUCUCAUCCCAUCAAUUGUAAUAAUAAUAGUAAUAUGGCCGCCGCCGCCGCCGCCGAGGAAGAGGACGGAGAGAAAGAGCAUCCGGAGGCGUCUGUCCCCGGCAUGGACGCGGCGGCGAUCGAGGCGGUGGAGGGGAUACUGGAUUACGAAUUUGGGGACAAGAGGAUGGUGGAGGAGGCGCUGACGCACGGGUCGUUCUACUGCCCGUACAAGCCGGGGGUGUCGUACGAGCGGCUGGAGUUCGUGGGCGAUGCCGUGCUCAACCUGGUGGUGGCCCACGAGGUUUUCGCAACCUACCCGCAGCUCUCCCCCGGCCCCCUCACCCGCCUCCGCGCUGCCAACGUCGACAAGGAGAAGCUCGCCCGCAUCGCCGUCUCCCACGGCCUCCAUCGCUUCCUCCGCCACAAAGCUCCUCAACUCGAAGGUCAGAUUCAAGAUUUCAUGGAAGCAAUGCUUGAUUAUCCGAUACAUUCAAAUGGGCUCUUAGAUCCGCCUAAGGUCCUCGCUGACAUAGUUGAAUCUCUCCUUGGUGCGGUCUUCAUAGAUUCCAACAAAUCUCUGGAUACAGUUUCGAAGGUAUUCAAGAAGCUAGCUGAGCCACUCAUCAGGCUGGAGACAUUAGGAAAGCACCCAGUUAGCGAGCUUUACGAGCUGUGUCAAAAGUUAGGGUGGGGUGUGAGGUUCAUGAAGGACGGGUGGACUGAAAAUUUGACGGUUGAGGUCUUGAUCGACGGCAAGAUGGUCGGUAGUGCCACCUACGGUCACAAGAAGGAAAUUGCUCAAAAUCGUGCUGCAAAGGCUGCCCUCGACAAGCUCAAGGAGACCUUGGGGGAUAUGAGCUUAUCGGCACGUAGUCCCGACUGAAAUGUGUUGUGGCUCAUUUUGAGUAAAAUAGUUUCUGCACAGUAUCCUCAUUUGAGCUGUUUUUGAGUUUCUAUUAUUACGUUGGAGGAAGAAAUGUAAAAAAAAGGGCAUUAUAUUCUUGUUUCUGUAUACCUGACACUAGAAUUGUACACCAUUGUUUCAUUUCGAAUAAACUUUGGUCUCCGAACUUUCGACUCAUUUCA
Molecule: messenger RNA, 1341 nt
Organism: Ananas comosus (pineapple)
Lineage: Eukaryota; Viridiplantae; Streptophyta; Magnoliopsida; Poales; Bromeliaceae
Product: ribonuclease 3-like protein 3
Exons: 3
Coding region: 308-1138 (276 amino acids)
Biological process (GO): rRNA processing; siRNA processing
Cellular component (GO): nucleus; cytoplasm
Molecular function (GO): ribonuclease III activity; RNA binding
Source: RefSeq, a predicted model, not a curated record